UCAAAAUGGAUCGUCCAAAGCUUGUUGCCGUUCACGCACCGCCUGGUGGUGUGAAGGAAGUGCAGUUGAAGACAUACCGCAAACAGUUGAAAGACAACGUGAAAUCGAUGCUCGACAACUUCACUUCGAUCGUUAAAUCAGCUCAAAUAGAAGACGAAGGCUCGCAAGUAUUGGACAGCACACAGUGUGCACAAGACGCCUACGAGAUGUCAGUCAGAGCGGCGAACAUUGUGAGGUCUGGAGAGUCAUUGCUGAAUCUCGUGUCUAAUCUAAAGGAAUAUCUUGUACUGAAUGACUUUCCAUCACUCAACGAGUCUAUUAGUCGUCGAAGGUUACAGUUGCAGCAGAUGCAGUCGAAAACGGAGAGAAGUCUCAGGCAACUCAGAGACGACGUUAGUGCACAGCUUUAUGAGAUGGAGACUGCAUACUACUCGUCACAAUACAGACGUGGAUAUGAUGCUGAUGAUGAAGGUUCUGAUGUAAGACAUAAACAAGGUGAAGAGGCGAUAGCCAUGCAGUAGCUAGAGCAUUAUAUGUGGAUGUAUGAUGUUGAGUAGUCGUUAAUUAAUUAAUUAAAGUGAUUGGGUAAGAUGUAGUGCUACAGUGCGUUAAACAUGUUUUGUUGGUAGGACAAUAUUAUCUUAUUAGGAAAUACAUUAAUAUGCAAAUUUUGUCACGUGGCACGUGCUG
Messenger RNA from Corticium candelabrum, 690 nucleotides. Its product is annotated as mediator of RNA polymerase II transcription subunit 22-like. NCBI's taxonomy places the organism in Eukaryota, Metazoa, Porifera, Homoscleromorpha, Homosclerophorida, Plakinidae. Gene Ontology annotation, biological process: regulation of transcription by RNA polymerase II. Bases 6 to 521 code for a protein of 171 amino acids. Gene Ontology annotation, cellular component: mediator complex. The record is from RefSeq and is a predicted model, not a curated record. The transcript is spliced from 2 exons. Gene Ontology annotation, molecular function: transcription coregulator activity.